Anneissia japonica is the source of this 7623-nucleotide messenger RNA. RefSeq lists its product as uncharacterized. Gene Ontology annotation, molecular function: protein binding. Lineage: Eukaryota; Metazoa; Echinodermata; Crinoidea; Comatulida; Comatulidae. Bases 315 to 4487 code for a protein of 1390 amino acids. The record is from RefSeq and is a predicted model, not a curated record. The transcript is spliced from 14 exons.
GAAAGUAAUAUUUAUUUGUUCAUAUUUGUCUGAAAACAUAAUAUUCGGCUUGGCUUUGAUGAAAAUCAAAGUUGGGUAACAAGGAAAUCUGUUGUGGAAUAGGGCUAAUACGAUACAUUAAACGUACAGCAACAGUCCCUCAUCAUAAAGCUCGGUAGUUAGGCUAUACUGCUGGUUGUUGUUAUUGACCGUGAAGACGUGAUAUACGGUGCGCUGAAUUCUUAAGUAUGCGUCAUCCUUCCCUGCCUUUUAAGGCCUAGUUGGGUAGGAUUUGUAUUGUUCUGUAAGCCCAAGUCAUAACAGAAUCUACAACAAUGAGUGAUUCAUUUGUGGAGAGAGAAAAAAAAGAAAGGGAAAAGCUGAGAUUGUCAAACUCGAUUCAACUUCAACAAGAUUUGCAUAGUAUUUUUGAAAGAGAGGAGCACUAUGAUUUAACGUUUGUGUAUAAGAAGAUUCGGUGGAAUGUUCACACUGCCCUCCUUCAACAGCGGGCCCCUAUUUUCUACAGUCAUGUCAAAGAUUGUGGUGAUGAAGUGACUUUAGCAUUUUUAGCAGAGGAAGAGUGUGACACUUUUAGCAAUUGGCUUAGGGCACUUUACACUGAAGAUAGUGUGGACAACUAUGAAGCUACUGUUAACGAAUGGAUAUCAAAAUUUAAAAAGUCGAUUGAAGAUGGUACUCAACAAAUGAAUGAACAUGAGAACGUAAACCUGGAAGAAUUAAACCAUCAGCAGGAAAUGGUUGUAGAUAGUACCGGAAAAAAUGUAAAUAGUCUGAGUGCUGAAAAGGGCUUUACAGAUUUACCCGAGUGUUGUAGUCAGCUAGGAAAUGAUCUAAUUUCAACAUUAAUCAGUGGAAAAGGUACUGACCUGGAGUUGAGGGUACAUGAUGGAAUGGUCAGGGUUCACAAGUUCAUUGUCAGUGGGCGAACUCAUUAUUUUGCUGCUAUGUUGAGCGGUGCUUGGCGUGAAAGCUCUGAUUCUUAUAUUUAUCUCCCAAACUUCAGCCUGUCUGCUUUGUUAUCUACAUUGUACUUCAUCUAUGGAGGUGUGCUUAAUAUUCCACAAACAGCUAGUAUUUGUGAGUUGCUAUUUAUAGCUGAUAUGUAUAAUCUACAAGGUUUAAAAGAGGUUGUUAUGCUGCGACUCAAAAGUGAUAAUUGUCACUUCUUUCACAAGCCCUGUGCAGGUUGUCUUGCUUGUGCUCCAGAAGCUUUGGCAUUGUCUGUUAAAUUCCAUGAAACAAAUUUCACAAAAGCCUGCUUAAGGUGGAUGACCAAACAUUUUGUAAAAGUGUGGAGGUCAAAAUCUUUUGCUGCCAUGGGGAAACAACUUAUGCAAAUGUGUUAUGAGAAUGCACUGGAGGAAUUGAAACCUGACUCAGUGGUUGCCAUAGUAACACAGAGCGAUAAACUUCUUGAGACUCUCCCAAGAGUAAAGUGGAACGAGCCUUUAAUUGAGCUAGUGGAGAAACUACGAGAUGCUGGCCUUGUCUACAUUGCUGAGAACUUCACAAUUGUUUCACGUCAUGAAAACUUUCAGCUGUUGCUACAAGGCAUGGGAUGGAGCUGUAACCUUCUUGAGCUUAUGUUUAACAAAGUAGUCGCUGCUCUUGUUGCGGAGACAGCGAAUUCCGUCUUUCUUUCCGCAAACUACUUGAAGAAGAUGGCAGAAGAAGAUGAACUGUCCAAUAGUGUCUCCACUGAGUUAGUUAAAUUCUAUUUCAAGUGCUACACAUACAUGGUUAGUAAUGCUAAUCACCAGAUAUUAAUUGAUGAUUGGAACACCAUACCAGAAGAUAUUAAAUGCAAGAUUAAACAAGAUGCUGUGUAUGUAGAUGAGGGGAAGAAAACCUUGGUACCAAAACCCAAGUUAACAAGUGCAUCACGGCCAAAGCCAAAACCACUUCAGGUAGAGAAACCAGCACCUACUUCAGUAAGUUCAGCAAGACCUGCAGGUGCAAGGCCUAAAAUCAAGACAGCCCAAGCAAAGCCAACAGAGCUGACUUCAAAAUCAUCUGUUAAAGCCAAAACAUCAGAGAAGGCAGCAUCAUCUGCACAAACUCCCACAAUGUCAAAUAGAAGCCAAUCUAUGAAACCACAAUCUACAAAACCAAAAGAAUCUUCUACAAAGUUAAGGGAAGCCUCUGCAAAAUCUAAAGAUGUUUCUAAUAAGUCUAGGGAAAACUCUGCAAAGUCUAUCAGUGCCUCUGUUAAGUCCACACAUUCUUCUGCAAAUUCUAAACAAGCUUCUACAAAGUUAUCAGAAACUUCUGUUAAAUCUAAAGAAGCUUCUACAAAGUCCACAGAGGUUGCUGCUAAAUCUAAAGAAGCAGUGGCAAAACCAAAUGAACCUUCCACAAAGUCUAGAGAGCCUGUUAAGCCUGAGAAGCUAAGCCGACAACCUAAGUCAGCAGGUGUUUUGAAGAAUAAGCAACCAGUCAGAGGGAAUAAAGUGGAUAGAGCAGUGCGGACAAGUUCAACAUCAGCCAGCCCUUUGCGCAAACCACCUAUUGAUAAGAAGGGUGCUAUAAAACCUAGCCCUAUUAAACAAAUGCCUUCUGUUAAAUCUUCAAGCAUUUCUACAAAAGGAAGCAGCACAUCCAGAGUUCAGAAAACCACUAGACCUCCACAUUGUAAACCCUCUUCCAGUGAGAAACCUCUAUUUGGUAAAUCAAAGUCAAAAGAUGUGACAGAUACCAAGUUUAAAAUGAUUACGAGGAAGCAAGCAGAUCCUGCAAAAAGUACUCUUAUCUCUGAGACCCAGUUAAAGCUCAUGGUGAAAAGUAAGACUGUUACAUCUACAACACAUAAAGUAUCUACUGCUGCUGAAAGUUUGGAUAUGGAAGGAUCAAUAGCAUCAGUAACAGAGAAAAAACAUGAUGAGGGAACUAACGAUAAUGCUAAAAAUGGGAAUGCAAAUGAACUUGAUAUUCCAGAAUCAUAUAUCACUGAAAGCAGCAACAGUAUUUUUCAGAUGUCUUCUAAUUCUGCAGAUAAUGGUAAUGUGAAAGUUAUAAAAGAAAUUGAAAGUAUGCCAUCACUUCCUGAUGUAGAUAAUGUUACAGUUCGAACCUCUGACAAUAGUAUUGUUGAGGAUGCAGACAAAUUGGUGUUAUCAAACACGUUUAUAUGCGACACACUUGAUGAAGGUUUUUCAAAUACUGCAACAGAAGAAGAAGGUGAUGAUAACAAAAAUAUUGAUAACAACUUACAGAUAAGUUCACAGUCUACUGAGGAGCAAAGUCACAGUAGUAGUCAACUUCCCUCAGAGACUGCCUUAAAAUGUGACGACAUGUGUGAUCAGAAGUCAAAUAAUACCGAGGCCAGUGAUAUUGAAAUGGAUGAUUUUGUGGAGGAAGAGUUUAUCCUAUCAGAUGGUAGACAAUUUGAUGAGGAAGAUGAGGGCACAUGUUCUGAAGAACUACAAAAGGUGGUUCAUGAUAAGAGCAACAAUAAGGAGUCCCUGAAGGACAGUGUCAAAAUCUGUGAAAGUAGUGAAGAUUCUUUGGUUGAUUUAGAUAUUAAUGCUGACAUGAUUUCAGAUGCAAGAGAAGAUAUAGUAAAUGAAUACCCAGAGGAAAUAAGUGCUGUAAAAUGUGAUGAAAAUAUCAAUGACGUUGAUGAAUACCAGGAUAAAGAUAAUGAUCUACCAGAACAGGUACUUGAUGAGACUGAAGAUGUUAGUGAUGUUUCAGAUGUUGAUCAUGUGAGGCAGAACAGUAAAGUUGUUAAAAACCAAGAGAUAGAUGAUGCAUUUGCAGAACAAGUAACUAGUCAGAUUGAAGUAGAUGUUAAUGAUGUUGGAGUUGACGGUGAAACUGUUGCACUUUCUCUGUCAACUAAUGUACCUUCUACAGAUAAGUCAAUUGAAAUAGAAAGGUCACAUGUGUUGGUUGAAAAUGAUAUUGUAAAAGAAACAGAUGACAUUUCCCUAUUUCAUAAACAAGAUGACGUAGAGGAUCAUGUCUCCAGCCAUGAGGAGUUAAUAGAUGACUCUAAAGAAAAUGCUGAAACAGAACAUACAUCAAGUGAUAUUGAAAGUACAUUGUCAGUGUCAGAUUGUGAUAGAAACAUUGGUAAUGAAAACAUACCUCAUGAACAAGUGAGUGGUACAGAUGAUAUCAUUCCUUUAGAAAUUGAUAAAGAGGCUAAUGAAGAAGAAAUGAGUGAAGAAAUUCAAUAUGGAGAACAAAAUGAAGAGAGUGAUGAAACUAAAGAAGAGAAUUGUUUACAGUUAGAGAGUGAUGAGGUAAACGAUGAUGCUGAAGCUGAUGAGAAUAUGCAGUCAGAUGACAAUUUAUCUGGUUCUACGAAGCCAGUGACAAAUGGUGUUCACAAUAUAGAUUCCGCCAAAGGUGAAUCACAUGCAGAAGAGGAAGAUGAGGAAGCUGCAGAAUACAGCGAGAGAUUUAUUCUAAGUAAAGCCCUACGACAUGGUACUACAAAUGGUGCUUCAUCAGUAACAGUUUCACAACAAGUGGAAUAACAAGCAAAUUAAAAGGAGAAACAGGAAAGUAGAAAAAAUAAUCUGUGUAUUUCUUUAUUUCUUUUUUUGUUUGGCUUGUUAUAGAUUCCUUUUUGGUGCUUCCAAGCUUUUGAGAAUUCUCUAAAAUUGUUUUUUAUUCAUGAACUUUAUUCUACUUAAAAACAUGAAUGGUUGAUAAAGGAAAAUAGCAUUCGGAUAUGCCACUGUAAGGAGGGUGCAAGACAUCAUGAAAAAGAAUACCUAUUUGAUAUAUCGUUGAUAAUUUUGGUAAAAGAACUCACUAGGAAAGAUAUGGUAGUAUUUGAAACAUAAGUGGCAUUACAUUAUGGCUUGUUUGUGUGGAAAACCUCAGAAAACAGAGGAGUAGCUUCUCUGAGGCAAUGCAAAUCAUGAUGUUGAUGGUGUAUAUUCCUUGUUGCUGUAAUAAGUUGACAUUGAAAGAUGUUUAAGUAGAGCCAUCACAGAUUUGCUUUUGACAAAUCUAGUGUGUGAUGAAACUUAAUAGUGAUGAGAUAAUGUUUGGUCAAAAUUAUAAUUGUUAAAUGGUAAAUGUGUAUGUGGUGUAACCUUUCGUGUGGUAUUGCCAACAGUGUAUCCAUAAUUUUUUAAAAACACAGUUUAAAACAGAUAGGUCUGCGGUUUCCAUAAAGGAUUUGUUUUUAUGCCAUAAUUAUUUUUACACUAAAACACAAAUGUGUUUUGUGUGUUGUUAAUCUUUUCCUGUAUUCCUUCAUAAAGUUGGUGUGAAAUGACCCACAAGAUACUAUACUGUUCAUCAUUCUUGGCUAGGUGCACAUAUAAAUGACCAAUAGUCUCUUGGCUCUAUCAUGAUAGCUUUCAAUUUUGUUGAGUUUGGUGAAAUUUCCUUGUUAUUUAAUUUAAAUAUUCUGAUGACUUGUUAAAUGGUGAUAAUGUGAAGUAUGUAAGUGUAAAUGGAUGUUUUUGUAAAUGUAUAUGUGGGUAACGUAUUGACCAAAUCCGUCAUUGUAGUAUUUGUGUGCUGUGCAUCCAUUGAUAAUUUGUAGAUUAUACCAAUUUUUUUCAAUUUUAUGUUUCAAUUAUGUAAGUUAUUGCUGUUAUGUAACAAUGUUCUCAUAUAUUUUGUAAGGGUAUGCGUGAAGGUAGAACCUCAGUGAUGUAUACAUAUACAGUAUUAGACUCCUGAUCAAAGUGUGUGUGUUUUUCCAUAUGACUUUUAGAAGUUAGGCAAUUCCCUACCUUUCAAAGUAAGCCUGAUAAAUAUUUUGUAUUGAUAAUUAGCAAACCAAUGAGGUAGUCCUACCAGUACUAGUUUAUUGUGUGCCCACUGUUUUAUCUUAAAUUUAUAUUUCUAUGAACCCAUAAACCUGUUGACUCUCCAUCGAAAGUUGUGAUGGUACUGUAGAUUGACCUCUUACUUAUAAUUGUAUAAUUUAAGAUUUAUGGUAUGCCUACAUUAUUGAUCUAAUCUGCAUUUAAAAUUACUCCAAACCAAGAGUAAGUUGCAACAUUUUUCCACAUUUUGAAAAAAAAAAUAAAUACUUUCUGUGUUGGUCUAAAAAAACUUUUAAAAAUUCAAUAUUUGAAGUGCUUAAUUUGUAUGCUUAUACUUUAUGUUAUAUUAGCUUUCAAUUAAAAAUUAUUACUUAAAAAUUAACCAAAAAAAUUAUGCUGUUACUGUUAAACUACUAUACUCCUACUGUAUUUGUUAAAACACAUUUUUCUGAUGAUUAAUUCAUAUAGUUUUUUCAUGGAUUCUUAAAGUUGACUCUUAAUAUGAAUUUUUGUAGUAAAAAUUAUGUUAUUCAGUGAAACUUAAUUGUUUUGGAAGCUUUAUCUAUAUAUUUGGUCCUCUUAGCAAUUAUUAAUAGCAUUUUUAAAGGUUAUUUUUUAGAUUGUAUCACAGAGAGUAUAUCUUUAAAAUUGUUUUCCAAACCUAUAAUAAAGAUGCAGUGUUUAAAAUGACUUUUGAUACAAUGUUCCAAAUGUGAUAAUCCAAAUAAAUGUCUUUCCCAUAUUGGCUGAGUAAUUUUUUUUUUCUUUUUAUGUUUAUGCAAAUAUAUAUUUUAAUGAAUAAUAACAGGUCUGCCAUUGAUAUAUUUACAAAUUCUCAAAAAACAAUGAUGCCAUUUACCACUCUAUCCACCUAUCAGUAAAAACUACUGUAGGUACACAGUUAUUAAAUGACUAAUAGGUUGAUCUUAGUUUUGCAGUAGACGAAUGAUGAUAAAUAGCCAUGAUUGUAAAAAUGGUGAAAUACACUAAUAAUUAAAUAUAACAUGAUAAUGACAAUGGCCAUAACCAAUAGACAAUGUAAAAAUGAUAAAAUGACACUAGUUAAAUUAAUAUAACAUGAUAAUAAGGCUACAAAAAGAAUGCCCUUAAUCAAGAUCAAACAAUUAUUAUUGUUAUUGUUAUUGUUAUUAUUAUUAUUAUUAUUAUAGACAUACUGUUGUAUGACUUUACCCCUGAAGAUGUAUUUUCAAAUGCUAAAUACCAAAAAAAUCAUAAAAAACAUUUUUUGAAAUUAACUUGCCCAUUUUGAAGUAACAUAAAAGUUAUCAAUUUGAACAUAGAAAUUAGUGUAUUUAAAAAAUGUCGACCCAUCAGUUUACAGCGAAAAAUAAUAGGAACACUUCCAGUUACUGGAACUGUUUUAUUAUUUUUAUUAUAAUUUUUUGGUUUAAAAAUCAGGGUACAUAUUUUUUAAAUUCAAUAAUUUUAAUCCACAAGUUAAUAAUUUGUAUGCUAUUGCAAUAUGAGCAAGUUUAUUCCAAAAUUAUUUUUUUAUGAUUUUUUGACAGCAAGGGACAAUACAUCUUUAAAUUAUGAAUUAAUUUAUUGUUGUUUUGUAAUUUGUGUGCAAUGUAUGACCCAGGACUAUUUUUUAAAUGUGUCAUUUGUAAUUAUCUGCAAUUAACCUACAAUUUUGAAAUAAACCUUGAACUUGAAAUAUAUGAUAUUGUAAUACUUAAAUGAUAAAUCAAAAAUACUACCCAGUAGAUUAUUUAAUUUAAUUUAAAAAAACAAGAAAUAUGUUUAUAUAAUUAUAAAGUGGUUAAGUAAUCCAUGACUUCCAUUAAUAUUAUAUUUAAUGAAUCAGUGUUUAUUUGAUCUUAUAAAUUUUGAUGAUAAAUAAAUAAAGGACAGUACAGUA